AUACAUCAUUUUCAUGCCACUAAAAAGUACCAACCAAAUGCAAAAAUGUUGGCUCGGAGUAAACCUAGUGCUAGUGGCAUAACAAAUGGACAAACUUCUUACAACAUUCUUCAUUGCUAAUGUAGGAACUUUAAAAAAAAUAAUAAAGAAAGAAAAGAGCUCCUAUACUAAAAACCCGUUGAUAGAUCCUCCUAAACUAGUAGAAUCCAGAUUUACAUACACAUUUAAAUUUAUACAAAAAUAACAAAUAUAUACACACAUUUAUAUCUUUGUUCUCUUGUUUGUUUAUCAAAACAUUCCCGUACACACAGCGGCAUUUUUUUGAAAUUUAACUUUUAGCCUAAAGUUCUAAAAAUGCCUUUUAAUUUGGCCCUCUAAAUUUUUAUAUAUAUGUUCUCUUGUUUGUUCUCUUGAAGAUUGGGUGGUUGGGUUUAUGUGUUUGUGGAAAUAGUUAACUUCUAAUCAAGUUCUCUUGAAGAUUGCAAGUCUUUGCUAAACAAGAUUUUCAUCAUGCAGAAAAUGGGUUUUUGGACUCUACUUGAAGGCUUUCUUCUCCUAGCAAAUGCUCUCGCAAUACUAAAUGAGGAGUGGUUUCUGGGUCCAAGAGGAUGGAGCUUCUCAGAUUUCUCUGGAGGCAAAACAAAGUCAUUUAACGGGCAACUCAUAGGUCUUAUUUAUGCAACACAAUACUUGAGAGUUCCUCUGAUACUCCUCAACAGUAUUUGUAUCAUUUUGAAAAUGGUGUCUGGAUGAUGUUGCAGCACCAAGUAGUGUUAGAUUGAGCUUGUGUUAGUCUUAGGUGAUCUUGUCACAAAAAUAAAUGCCUAUUAUGCUAUCUGGCCUUACAGGUGAUGUCCAAAAAUAAAAAAAAUUCUUGGAAAAUAUUAUCAACUUCUCCUUGGAAAAUGUUUUUAAAAGCCCAAUCACUUCAAUAUCAGAAUCUCCUUGUUAAGAAUAAUAUUGUAAUAUUGAACAUCUAUACUGUUAGAUUUCCAAUCAAUCAUUUCUUCAUAGAAACAAAAAAUGCUAAUUACGUAGAGGUGAUAAGUGAGGAGUUUGAGGAAAUAAAAAUUUUACAUAUUAGAAGGUUCGAAAAAUAGAGGUGAUAAAUGAGGAGUUUGAAGAAAUAUGCACAAACACCAUUUCUUCACAAACUUAUUUUAGACAAAUAUACAAAUAUCAAAAUCAAAGAGUUAAGAUCAAG
This is a messenger RNA of Camellia sinensis, 1204 nucleotides long. The record is from RefSeq and is a predicted model, not a curated record. NCBI's taxonomy places the organism in Eukaryota, Viridiplantae, Streptophyta, Magnoliopsida, Ericales, Theaceae.